This is a messenger RNA of Beta vulgaris subsp. vulgaris (sugar beet), 704 nucleotides long. RefSeq names its product glutaredoxin-C5. The record is from RefSeq and is a predicted model, not a curated record. NCBI's taxonomy places the organism in Eukaryota, Viridiplantae, Streptophyta, Magnoliopsida, Caryophyllales, Amaranthaceae. The transcript has a single exon. Bases 105 to 590 code for a protein of 161 amino acids.
UCUUUCUCUCUUUAUCUCUCCACUCAAACAUCCUAAAACUUCCAUCAUUUGCAUAAGAUUACUCUCUUCUUUUUUCUAGUUUAAUCCCAAAAAAGAAAUAGAAAAUGCAGUUCCACAGCAUGCAAGAACCAUCAUUAUCAUCAUCAACAACAACAUCACCAUCUUCAUCAUCAUCAUCAUCAUCAUGGGGAUACUCAUACUACAUAGGAGUCCCAUCCAUGUCCAUGAACAUGAACAUGAACAUGAACAUGAACAUACGAGGAGUGGACCCACUUGAGAGAGUAGCAAGGCUAGCAUCAGAAAGUGCAGUGGUAGUAUUCAGUGUGAGCAGUUGUUGUAUGUGUCAUGCUGUGAAACGUUUGUUCUGUGGAAUGGGAGUUAAUCCAACGGUGUAUGAGCUUGAUCAAGAUCCUAAAGGAAGAGAGAUUGAGAAAGCUUUAAUUAGAUUAUUAGGCACUAAUUAUUCUCCACCUGUUCCUGUUGUUUUCAUUGGGGGUAAACUUGUUGGAGCUAUGGAUAGAGUUAUGGCUUCACAUAUUAAUGGCUCCCUUGUUCCUCUCCUUAAGGAAGCUGGUGCACUUUGGCUUUAAUUUUAUUACUUUCGAGUCGAGUUCGAGUUGCUUGUGAGCUACUUCUUUAUCGAGUAGUUUGUAAAUUGACUUGACUCGGGUUCUAUUUUAUUUUAUUUUUUCCGGAUAUGACUA